ACUAUGGAUGCUGGGAGGGUUGCUCUCCUGUUCAGAAGGACAAAAUGCCAAUCUCUUCCCUCCUGUUGUUGUUGAAUACCAUCUAUGGAGAGUGCUGCAUCAGAAUGUGUCUCAGAGGGGCUGUGCCAUGUCACAGUCUCCAGCCGCCGUGCAGAGCUCCUGCCAGCCUCCCCGUGUUGCUGGAAGGGCCUUCAAAGCCGAGUGGGGUGGGAAGGGAGCAGGGUCUGUGCGGGCCCGCAGGCUGCCCCUGAGGCAGCCGAGAAUGCCGGGGCUACGGCGGCAGGAGCUGCUUCUGUGUGUAUGACAACGGCACGGAACCGCCAGUGCCUUCCAACGGGAGAGGGGCGAUUGCAGGAAAAGCCCGGGCAGCGGGACGCCCUUGGAGCCACACUACUCGGCUCAGUUUCCUCACGCCUGGUCUCAGGAGCAGCCCUAGCUCCACGGCUCCGAGAACAAGGCCUAAGCUGCGCCCGAGAGGAGGCCGCUCGGGCACGGGCGCGGCGCCGACGGGAAGCGACGGCAGUUCUGGGCUGGUUUGAGUCAGAAACGCGGAAGGAACUACCGCUCCCAGGGGCCUGGGCGCCGCCUCUCGCCCGGCCUGGCACUGCACUGCACGGCACAGCCCUGUGGUGGCAGCGGAAGCAGCUCCUCCGGCUGGCCCCGCGGCUGGCGCGGCCAUGGCCAUCCCCAGGCAGCAGUUGCUGGUGGUCAGCGAGGAGCUGGACGAGGCCGAGCUGGCGGCGCUGAAGUUCCUCAGCCUGGAGCACAUCCCCAUGAGGAAGCUGGAGACCGUGCGGGAGGCGGUGGACUUCUUCCAUGUGCUGCAAGAGAAAGGGAUGAUCGAGGCGGAAAACCUGUCCUUCCUGAAGGAGCUGCUCUACCGCAUCUGUCGGAUCGACCUCCUGGAAGCCCAACUGGGCUCCAGCCGCGAGGAGAUGGAGAGCGAGCUGCAGCUCCCGGGCAGAGCAAAAGUGUCGGCCUACAGAUACUUGCUCUUUCAGCUGUCAGAAGACAUCACUGAAGAUAAACUGAAAUCUUUCAAGGUUUUUUUGGGGAAAGAAUUACCAAAAUGCAAGCUAAACUCUAAGACUACAAUGCUCGACGUUUUCAUUGAGAUGGAGAAGAAGGGGAUCUUGGGAGAAGACAACCUAAGUGUCCUGAAGAAUCUCUGUAGAGAAAUUAACGUCAGCCUGUUGAGGAGAAUUGAAGAGUAUGAAUUAAAUCUGUCUGGAAGAGAAGAGGUGCUCAUCCCAGAGGAACAGAAAGGCAGCACAGGAGGCCCAAAAGCUCAGGCCAGAGGGCAGGCAUUAUCUGUGGCAUCUGAUUCUCCUGGCCAUUGGGAUGAGUCUUCCUGGCUUGAAGUUUACAAAAUGACCAGCCAACCACGUGGAGUGUGCGUGAUCCUGAACAAUCACAGUUUUGCAAAAGCCAGGGCAGCAGUGCCAAAACCAAAAGACUUGAAGGAUCGGCCUGGGACACACGUGGAUGCAGUGGCUCUGCGCAGAGUGUUUCAAAAGCUUCAUUUUACAGUAGCAGAACACAGAGACCUCAUGGCAGAUGAAAUCCGUAAGAUUGUGGACAUCUACCGCUGCAAAGACCACAAAGCCAGAGACUGUUUUGUUUGCUGUAUCCUGUCUCAUGGGAAAAAAGGCAUUGUUUAUGGUGUGGAUGGGGAGGAAGUACCUAUCCAGGAACUGACCACUGCUUUCACUGAACAGAAUUGCCCCUCACUUGCUGGAAAACCCAAAGUCUUUUUUGUUCAGGCCUGCCAAGGCAAUGCUUGCCAUAAAGGUGUGACUGUCGAAACAGAUUCUGGACAGCAAGAUUCUUCCAUAGAAACAGACACCAGACUUCAGCUGGACUACAUCCCUGCAGAGGCAGACUUCCUCCUGGGCAUGGCUACCCUGCAAGAUUUCAUUUCCUACAGAAGCCCAAGGCGGGGGACCUGGUACAUACAGGCGUUGUGCCAGCACUUGGAGUACAGCUGUCCUCGAGGAGAAGAUAUUCUCACCAUCCUGACAGCAGUGAAUCAAGAGGUGAGCAGGAAGAGUUGCAAUAAGGUAGAGAAGCAGAUGCCAGAGCCUGGUUUCACACUGACGAAAAAGCUCAUCUUUCCUGUCAGCUGAAUGGGAGGGAACUGCGUGGCAGAGGGAGCUGCAGCAGCCUGUAAGCGGCCGAUAUCAGCUAAUGAUUUGGAAGAACACCACAGAUUUUCAGUGUCUGCUCUUACCACAAGAGUGACAUUUUUUAUUGGGGAGCCUUAAGAAAUUUGUGUUAAUAAAUACAUAUGACACUUUACACUGGAAAGCAUCUCGGAGCUAGUCUCUGAUCUGUGGUUUACUAGUUAAAAUAUGCUCAGCCUUGUCUAGCAGCUCUACCACAGUACCUUUAGUAAGGUAUCUCCAAUCCCAGUUUAAAAUGCAAAUUGCUAUGAAGCUUUGUGUAUUUUAUACCUAACUUUUGCAAAAUAAAAGGGAGGGGCACUGCAAAUUUUACAGCGUA
Molecule: messenger RNA, 2502 nt
Organism: Colius striatus (speckled mousebird)
Lineage: Eukaryota; Metazoa; Chordata; Aves; Coliiformes; Coliidae
Product: caspase-8
Exons: 8
Coding region: 678-2126 (482 amino acids)
Biological process (GO): proteolysis; negative regulation of extrinsic apoptotic signaling pathway via death domain receptors; apoptotic process
Molecular function (GO): cysteine-type endopeptidase activity; protein binding
Source: RefSeq, a predicted model, not a curated record